GCAACGUCAUACGUAAAUAGUAGUAUCAGCUGCAGUUAGCUUGCUGAGACUCAACAUGGCUUUUACCUUAUAUUCUUUAAUCCAAGCAGCCAUUCUGUGUGUAAAUGCCGUGGCUGUGUUGCACGAAGAAAGAUUUUUAAGUAAAAUUGGCUGGGGAGUGGACCAAAGUGUUGGAGGAUUUGGCGAUGAACCAGGUGUCAAGGUGCAGCUGAUGAACCUUAUCCGCUCUGUAAGGACAGUAAUGAGAGUGCCACUGAUAGCUGUUAAUUCAGUCUGCAUUGUGCUGCUGCUUCUGUUUGGAUGAAGAACACUGGAUGAAGUUGGAUGAAACCAUUCUGCUGCCAGGAGAUGUCCAUCACCUCAGGAACCCCUCUCUAAAUCUACAAACAAAUUUGUCUUUGGCCCAGUCGUAGUUCUUCACCUUGGCUCUAACCUUUUGUUUUGCAGAGAUAAUGUACCCACUUUCUUUAGGGACCAGUAUGUAGUCUUCAUUUAGCCAUCCAAAUGCCCCCAAGGUCCUGACUAAUGGCCUAAAUGACCACUACACUUGAAUCCUAAAAGAAAAAAGCAGGCUACCUCUGCAAAAUUAAAGUAUAGGACCAAGGGGUAGAGAUUAGGCAUUUGGCAUUCCCAGUGUCCCCCGUCAGCUUGAAUGUGAAUGUUGCCUGUAUGUUUUACACCAAUACACUGAAUUUUUACUAAGGCCUGUUUUUGAAAACAUAUCGCCAUCUAGAAUCUGUUAUUUUUCACUUUAUUUUGAAUAGAGUCUUAAAGUCCUGUGUUAAAUAGUUCAAAUUUUCUCAAAAAUAAAUAAUUAGCUAAAACUCAUUUCUACAUUUUGCUAAAUCAUUACUGUAAAAAUGGUUAACAGGAAAAGUUUGUGAUUUGUACUUGGUAAAGAUGUAAAUAAAUACAUUCUUAAAUA
Messenger RNA from Melanotaenia boesemani (Boeseman's rainbowfish), 925 nucleotides. RefSeq names its product immediate early response 3-interacting protein 1. Gene Ontology annotation, cellular component: COPII-coated ER to Golgi transport vesicle; endoplasmic reticulum membrane; Golgi membrane. NCBI's taxonomy places the organism in Eukaryota, Metazoa, Chordata, Actinopteri, Atheriniformes, Melanotaeniidae. Gene Ontology annotation, biological process: endoplasmic reticulum to Golgi vesicle-mediated transport. The record is from RefSeq and is a predicted model, not a curated record. The transcript is spliced from 3 exons. Bases 56 to 304 code for a protein of 82 amino acids.